This is a messenger RNA of Taeniopygia guttata (zebra finch), 7501 nucleotides long. It is a transcript of the gene ST3GAL3, whose product is annotated as ST3 beta-galactoside alpha-2,3-sialyltransferase 3. The record is from RefSeq and is a predicted model, not a curated record. NCBI's taxonomy places the organism in Eukaryota, Metazoa, Chordata, Aves, Passeriformes, Estrildidae. Gene Ontology annotation, molecular function: sialyltransferase activity.
AUGAAGGUUGUUGGUGCAUUACUUGGGUUCAGAGGCUCCAGUUCACCAUGGAGCAAUGGAGAGGAGGUUCAGGCUGAACAGGAUGAAAAGAGGAGCCCAUGGCUAGUGGCCCUAUCACGAUAGCAGACCAGCUUAAGGUGCACAAGGGAUUGCUCCAGUGCAAGUAAUUAAAGCUCCAGGCUGGAAAUUACGCAUUCCCUGGGUCAAGGGCUGGCAAUGAGCACUGCUGCAGGUAGUGUAAUGCCACAGAGCCAGCUCAGGCUGUUGUGCCUGUUUUUAGAAAGACAUGUGCAUGAGCUGGAAGAGCAGGUGAGCAAAACUGUCCUCAGGCAGAGCCCUCUGCCCCUUCUCCACUGCCUUCUCUGGCUUGCAGGAAUCAGUCCUGGCCUCCCUUGUGCUGCUGGAGCUGUUUAUACAGGAGAUCAGGAGGGGUGCUUACAGGUCAGGGCAAAACAGCAAGCAUGUCCAUGCAGCAUCUCUUCUUCAUGCCUGAGCUACAGAUGUCAAAAAAUGUUGAGACCUUAAACUUGUUGAGAUCUAGUUGAGAUCUGAACUUAUUUUGUAAGCUGCUUCAUGGUAAGGAUGACUGCCUCUGCAGCCUUCAGUGACUGCUGUACUUAAUUCCAGGCUUGAGAUUUUCCCAUCUUCAACUUCUCACCUUUGGCUUCUGCAUUUCCUUCCGCCUAUAGCAGUACUCUGUAUCCUCUGGCUGUGAGGAGACUCUCUCCUGGAGCAGUGAAGUAGCUUGUACUCUUCAUAUCCUGUGCAGCCUUGUUUGUCGCAUUUCCAACCCUUAGCUUCUUUUUUGUGGUGGUGUUGCUGCUCCUUGGGAUUUCUGUGCCUGAAGUUUGGAUAGCUGGAUUGGACAUCAAGUUGGCUUUGCCAGACCUGUAGCUCUGCUUGGAAGUCCCCUCCAUGCCCCUCUGACUCACGGCUCUCAGAGCCAGGGUACUGUGUUGCAGGUUUAUGGUAACAGUCAUGUGUAGGGACAGCUCUUUGGCAGCUUUUUUCCUUAAUUUCACUUUCCACCCCCACUUUCAGGGGGAUUCUCCACCCUGCAGUACAGCCUGUCUUCUCCGUUCCCAAGAACCUUCCUUUGCAGCCCAUCAUUGUGCUGGGGGCUGUUAUAAUUUACCCAGGCCAUUCAGCUCAUGUUGUAGCAGCAAGCAGCAUUCAGUGUUUAAUCAGCCCCAAAUGUAAGCCUUCAUCUUGUCAUCCAGACUGUUGAUAUUAAGACCUAUUAAAUGGCACUGGACCAGGGUCACUGGGGGUCUAGGUAGGCUUCCUGUUGUUAAAUCUCCCCAUUAAGCCUUGGCUCACUGACAGAUAUCAGAAUGUAGCUGUAAAUAUGUGUAGUUGUUAAUCUACUUGAGUCUUAUUAAUUCUUUAUAAUACAUACUUUUAAUUAACAUCCUGCAGCAUUACUGAAAGCAGUGGAGAAGGCAAAGUGUUCUCUAUAAAUGCUCCUACUCUCAGCACCAAGAACUUUCUUUUGCCUAGGAAGGAGUUUCCCUGUAUAACAGCCUUGGGAUGCCCUUAGCUGUGCUUUCACCUACCCAGUGGUAGACUGGGGCUCUCUGCCAGUUUUCUGCCCAUUGCUUUGGCCUUUUAGUUUAUGCUGGCCUCCUACCAGGAUUAAAAAUUAACACAUGUAUUUGGGAGAGUCUGUGGUUAAAUCAUCAAAUUGUUUGCAAAUUACUUGGGCCUGUAGCAUGAGUGUGCCUGGUUUGGGGAGCUGCAGCCUCUUCUUGUGCCACUGCUUUGCCAAAUUCCCUCCUCUCUGUGACAGCAUGUGAGAUGGAGUCACUCCUCCCAUUCCCAUUUGAGAGGUGGCAGUGGCUGGAUGGUGCCUGCCUGCUUCACCUGACUCUUCCAGGUAUUUUUAUGGUAUGAAUGGGAAUUGGGUAAUGCCUGUCUGGAGAGCUCAAGAUGAACCCAUUAAGGUUCGUGGCCAUCACAGUUCCAAGCGUCCCUGAAAUUCACAUUUAUUCAGCAAUCAUCUCAGAAACUCAAGGACAGCACUCCUGGCUUCAGAGAGGCAGCAUGGCCACAGCUGGAGCUGGACUCAUUUAAGGUUCCUGCAGCACUGGCAUGAAGAAAUGCACUGUGAUGUCCAGUGAUGACACCUGGGCUGAGCAAGACUCCCUAUUUCACUCCCAGAUCUCAGGUCAUGUAGAAGAGCAGAUUUAAUGUGAAGAUGGGACUCUUGGUGUUUAUGCGUAACCUGCUGCUAGCCCUCUGCCUUUUUCUGGUACUGGGAUUUCUGUACUAUUCUGCUUGGAAGUUGCACCUUCUCAGAUGGGAGGAUUCAAAUUCAGUGGUUCUUUCCUUUGACUCCGUUGGACAUACAAUAGGCUCAGGAAGGAGAGAAAGAAAAACUGUGGCUAUUGUGCUUCCGCUGUCCAUCCCAUCUCACCUUGCUGCAGACCCAGGAAAAGACAGAGCCCAGAAAGAACCCACAGAAACCAUGGCAGCUCCAGGCCCAGCCAUUCCCAAAUAUGACAAACUGGGCUUUCUCCUGAACCUGGACUCAAAAUUGCCUCCAGAACUGGCAUCAAAGUAUGCCAAUUUCUCUGAGGGAAUGUGCAAGCCAGGCUAUGCAUCAGCGCUCAUGACUGUCAUCUUCCCAAAGUUCUCGAAGCCGGCACCAAUGUUCUUGGAUGAUUCCUUCAGGAAAUGGGCACGUAUCAGGGACUUUGUACCCCCCUUUGGAAUUAAAGGACAAGAUAAUCUGAUCAAAGCCAUCCUGUCAGCAACCAAAGAUUAUCGUCUAACUCCAGCUCUUGACAGUCUCAGCUGCCGGCGAUGUAUUAUUGUGGGAAAUGGUGGAGUACUUGCAAAUAAGUCAUUGGGGUUAAAAAUUGAUGACUAUGAUGUUGUUGUCAGGCUGAACUCGGCUCCGGUGAAGGGCUUUGAAAAAGAUGUGGGUGGCAAGACAACACUCCGGAUCACAUAUCCUGAAGGUGCAAUCCAGAAAAUGGAGCAGUAUGAGAAGGAUUCCCUGUUUGUUCUGGCAGGAUUCAAAUGGCAGGAUUUCAAGUGGCUGAAAUACAUUGUUUACAAGGAGAAAGUGAGUGCGUCUGAUGGCUUUUGGAAGUCAGUGGCAACCCGUGUCCCAAGGGAACCUCAUGAGAUACGUAUCCUGAAUCCCUACUUCAUCCAGGAGGCAGCUUUCAGCUUCAUUGGACUGCCUUUCAACAACGGCCUGAUGGGCAGAGGGAACAUCCCCACCUUGGGAAGCGUAGCAAUAACCAUGGCGCUGCACAACUGUGAUGAGGUGGCGGUAGCUGGCUUUGGCUACGACAUGAGUUCACCCAAUGCACCCCUGCACUACUAUGAGAACAUCAAGAUGUCUGCCAUCAAAGAGUCCUGGACGCACAACAUCCAGCGAGAGAAGGAAUUUCUGAGAAAGCUGGUGAAAGCCCGAGUCAUCACUGACCUAACCAGUGGGAUUUGAGUGGCUGCAGCCACUACGUCCAAGGGAGGAGACGAAGACACACUACAGCUCUGGGAGCAGGCACUGGCAGCCCCCUGCAAGAAUCCCACCUCACUGAAGACACCCAGAGAUGCCCAGGUGCUCUGGGAAGACCCUCUUGCAUUGCCAGUCUGCACGAGGGUUACAUCUCCCACCUCCAGGCCUAGAGCUGGCAGGAGGUGGGCAAGGGGCUGAGUGGACAGUUCUUGAACUCUGCAUUGCAGACAGAUCUUCUGUAUCCUGAAUUAGACAGGAAAGACUCAGGAGAGAGAAGAAAGGUUUGUGAAUAAAAUGAUUAGUGCCAAAUGGGAGGUGAUGCUGCCCCAAGGCAGCAAAGCCUGAAUGUACAAAGUAUUAUUUUUUAAAAGACUGCUGGAACCAUACUAGAAAUACCAAGGUACAAGGCAAAGCCUGCUUGCGCACAGCCCUGCGAAAAACCUGGCCUCUUCAUGCUCCAUCUGCAUUGUCACCAGCCUCUGACCUUUCCCCAGGAAAACAAAUCCAUCCAAAACUUCAAUGUCAUUGGUGCUGCUACGAUUUGAAGGGAGAAUAAUGGCUUCCUCUCAUUCUCCACUUGGAGCUUCUGGAUGGAGAUGAACAUGGGUUUGUUUUUCUGCAUUUUUCCUCACAUCCUCCACAGAGGCAGCAACAGCAGCCACUGACUUGGCUGUGUUUUCCAUAGCCAUUUGCUCUGCCUCUGCCCUGACCCCGAGGUGGGAGCCGGUGGCUUUCUCCACCUACAGCAGACCCUCCCCACCUUCCUGCCUGUCACGAUGCAGAGGGGCUUGCCCCAUUGUGCUCAAGGCUUUCAGGCCUCUUGGUUUGUGCCUGCUGUGCAGGGCCCCUGAAGAGUCCGUGCAGACUUGUGUCACUGUUUCUGGACAGCAUCUCGCUUUGGUUUUGUGUGGGAGGGGAGUAAUUUAUUCUUUGCAAGGAGGUCAGAUCUUGAGCAGAGAUCUCAAGCUUUACAGUUUGAGAGCAGACUGCUGAAGAUGUUUUACGUUCCAGACUCAAUCAUGUUCCCUAUUUAAGCGACGUGUGACCUCAAUGAUGAUGGAACCUGAUGGGAACUCUCACCCUCUGCUUGGCCCCUGCUCACUCCAUUUCCAAGCUCCUCCCAUGCUGCUCUAGCACUGCUGCUCCUCCUGCUCUCAGGAGCACGUCCUUCCUUUGCCCACUUGGUCCCAAGAUGCACUAUUUGCACAUUUGAUUUGUACACGUAUUUCAGAGGAGCUGGAAUAAACUGAUCAAUGUGGCCAAGUGCAAGGGCAGCAGGGUGGUCUCAUCCACCUGAAGAGCAUGGGCAGGAGGGAGGUUGCCAAGGGAAUGAGCAGCUACAUGUGGAAAGUGGCUCCUGUGCUCUCCUAGCCUGGAGCAGGCUGGAGUGCACCCACAGGCACUGGUGUCAAGGCACUGGUACACAGCCAGCCGGUGCUGGGGUCAGUGGAGGGGGACCCCAGAGGGGUGUGGGCUGGGCUCAGGGUCCUGGCACUGUGUCUGACACAGCCCAGGGAUUGCUCUGGACUGAAGGGAGCAUGACCUGGCAUGGGCAAGGAAUGCUCAGAACAAGGCUCACAUGUCCCCCUAGAGCAGCUCUGCAGCUGCUGACUUGCAGGGACUGUGGCUUUGGACCUGAGACCUUCAAGGGGGUGUGCAGGAGGGGCAGGCAGUGACCCAGGCGUGGGGCAGACCAGCAAAUUGUACAGAAUGGUUUGAGACCAGGCUGCAGGCAGAGGCAGCUCCCAGGACAUGGCACUGUCUGCUGCUUACAGACUGGUGUGGGAUGCCUCCCUCAGGAGCAGGCAGGGUAGCCAAGGAGCUUGCUCAGGGGCAAGUCCUGCCCAGCUUCUUGUAGUGGCUGCUGUUUCCCUUGUCAUCUAGCAGCUCAGAGAUCCUGCUGCUUUUGGGCUGCAGAAGGCAUGCUGGGAGGCUCUCCUUCCCUUUACCCUUCCCAUAUCCCAUCCCCACUGCUCUGGCCUUCCAGCCAGGCAGUCCCUGUUCCCCCAGGGACAUGCCUCCUUUCAGAGUGCUCUGAGGUUUGCAGCCUGUUUUUGAGCAUAUGCUGUGGCAGAUACUCCUUUUAAGUAUCUCCUAUUUUGGUUUUCCUUCUUGAGGACUCCAUGGGACUGAAUUUCCAUGGCUCUCACCAGCUAACUCUCCCUUUGCAGUUCCUGGGUGUCAGCCUGGAACCGGGACCAUCUUCUGUUGAGUCCCAGCCGUGCUGGCAGUGGGAAUGCUUGGUCUGGUCUGGCUGAGGUUGUGGCUGGGAAGGGUUGACAUCCACUCUCUCUCUUGCUGCUUUAACCAGCUGCCAUGAGAGCCCUAGGGCUGUAUCCAUGGGCUGCAGUGAGCUGAGAUGGCAGAGUGGGCAGCUGCAUCCCGAGGGAGGAGGGAAGAGCCUUUGGUGUCUCUGCUGGGACUCCCACAGAGGAUUGUUUAAUUGAUUUAUUGAACACUACAAAGCUCCAGGACACUUUUAUCUUCCAACUCAUUGGUCCAGGUCCAAGGACACAGCAUGGCCACUGCUCAGCCUUCCCUGUCAUCCCAGCUCUCUACCACAGCCAUGAACAGGUCCUGAUGGGAAGUUUCCCCUACAGACCGGAGAGGUGUCUCCAAGCCCUUCCUUCCACCUUGACAGAGGUCUCCAGGCAGAAGAGUCCAAGUUGAAGAGAUGAGUGCAUGGCCCAGAGUGACUGCAGUGGGUCAGGACCACCUGCAUGUAGAAGGAAAAAGCAUUUGGGGACCAAGACUCUCCUCUAGCUCACUGGCACCACAGAGCAGCCCAUGACAAGGUGACAGGACUCCAGCUCCAGGAGCAGUGCACAGCACUGGGUUUUGCUCCUGGGUGUCGUUCUUUUGGCUGCCUCCCCCCGUGCACCUGCAGCCACCUCCCGCCGUGAAACGACUGCAGCUCGGAGCAGUGCACGCGGGUCAGAGCAGGGUCAGUGGGACGGAUGUGAGUCUUGGCCUCUCCCUCGCAGUGACUCACCUUGUCAGAUCGGAAGGGAGAGCCCAGGGGAAUUCUCCACAGCCUAAAUAUAGAGCGGGGUUGCCUGGUGCCUCUGAUGCGCUUUGGUGCAGAAAGGCCACUCGGGUGGCAGGGAACCUGCCUGGAGACAGCCCAGGGAAACACAGGGAGAUCAGGGGCCAGUGACCACAGUGGGUUUUGCUCCAGCUAGUGCAGAGAGCAGGUCUGGGGAGCUGCAGGGCAGCCUGCAUGUGCUGCUCUGGAGGACAGGAGGUGCCGGAGAGCUGUUGCUGCUGUGCUGACCACGCCAUGAGCUGCUUAUGCAUUUGUGUCAGUGCCCACCACGCUGGCAUUGGGCUCCCACCACCAGCUCACCCUGUUAGGCCUGGUUGUGCUGUGGCCUCGAGCUCACACGUGCCAAAGGUAAGCACCAUGGCCAGGUACAUGAGGCAGCAGUGGGAUCCAGCCCAGCAUUCCUCAUCCCAGCAGCUCUGGGCUUCCAGUGUCUCCUUGCUUGGAGGGAGAAGUGGAGAGGCCCUGCCUGGCCAUGCUGUGCUACCCCUCAGUGUGAGCACUGCUGGGAGCAGGGGAAGGUGUCAGGACAGGGCUGUCUGUGUCAAAUGGAUGCAGUUGGGCUGGGCGUGGGCAGAACUGGACAUGGGCAAGAGCUUCCAGAGUGUUUGGCAGGGAGGCAGCCACCACGCCGAGCUCCGUGGGCACCAGUGUGGCGUGUGCUCUCGGUCUGAGCGUGUGUCACUCGCAGUAUUAGAGACGUGUCCUUCAGUGCAGGAGCCCCUCUGGGGCCACAGCCCAGCCCCUCUGGGCUCUGGCUCCUUGCACAGCCUGCACAGGAUCUUGAAAAGGCCAGUGCAUUCGCCGGUACUGUACCAAGCCAAGAUGCAAGAACUCAAUGAGUUUUUAAAAUUAGUUUUAGUUUCUGCAUUUUUUUUUAAUUUUCCCUCUAGGCAGGGAGGGUAAGAGUCUUGCAGGCUCCUCCAAGCCGGCUUAUGUCACGUCAAUUCAGUCAUAUCACAGAAGCAAUAAAGCUAUCAAACAAG